UCGUCAAUAUUCGAAAUUAAUGUUGAAGUUGUUCGUAGUUUGCUGUGCAGUGUUGCUUAUGGCUCGAACUUAACCUUCCCCCCGGGCUUUAAGUUCGGUGCAGCAUCAGCUUCAUACCAAGUUGAGGGAGCUUGGAAUGUCAGCGACAAAGGUGAAAGUAUAUGGGAUCGGCUAGUCCACACCAAACCUGAAGCGAUAAUGGAUCUCACUAAUGGAGACGUGACCUGCGACUCUUAUCAUCUUUGGGAGAGAGACAUAGAAAUGGCAACGGAGCUUGGUCUACAUUUCUACCGUUUCUCUCUGUCUUGGCCAAGGCUUAUGCCUACGGGUUUUAGUAAUAAGAUCAGCGAAGACGGCCAGAAGUACUACAACAACCUGAUUGAUGGGCUUUUGGAUAAGGGGAUUGAACCUCUUGUUACCAUUUUUCAUUGGGAUUUACCCCAGAGCUUGCAGGAUCUUGGUAAGUUGUUUUGA
Messenger RNA from Bombyx mandarina (wild silkworm), 474 nucleotides. RefSeq names its product myrosinase 1. NCBI's taxonomy places the organism in Eukaryota, Metazoa, Arthropoda, Insecta, Lepidoptera, Bombycidae. Gene Ontology annotation, biological process: carbohydrate metabolic process. The record is from RefSeq and is a predicted model, not a curated record. Gene Ontology annotation, molecular function: beta-glucosidase activity.